AUGAAAGCUUCAGGAGGCGAGUUGGGAUGGUUGACCUGGCCAUAUGAAGAAGGGGUGAGUAGUUACCAUACCAUGUAGUGAGAAAAUAUAAGGAUUGUAGUAGUCUAACCAGAUGGAUGGUCUACACAUGAUACACCAGAUGGUGUGAAACGUAGGCUAGAUGUCCCACAAUGGAGAUUCCAAGCCACAUUUUAAGUUGCAGAUUUUUAAAAGGUCACGUGCUUUCCAGACGAAUAGCAUGCAAGACAUUCUCUCUGCUCUCAUUCCUUCAGAACAGUUUUCUGGGAAAGAUGGAAUGACUGGCAGCUCGCAAAGUUUUGGCAAAGCUAGCCUACACUGGUUUUAGAGCAACCCUUUCAUAAUACAACUAUGAAUGUCAUAAAAAUGUCAGCGUAAGAGCUGCAUCUGAAUUUACAGGACAAAAGUACAUUUUCUAACUGAAAAUAGCCAACAGGUUGUUAUCAUUCCAACACUAUUCCACAAAAACCUUUUGUUGUUGUUGUAGUGAUAUACAUUUGGGAGGUUCUUGUCAGUCAAAGUAGAACAUAAGACUGAGGGAGGUAGAAAGAAAGAGAGACGGGUUGGAGGGGGAGAGAGGCAUCCCUCUAUCUAUAGUUGUGUGGUUGACUGUCUAAAAAAAGCAACAGGACGUGGUCAGCGUCAGUGCGCUGACUGCUUUUCUUUUGUGACCGUGAAGUUUACAGAUCUUCCAAUUCAUUCUCUAUGUAUUGGGUAGGAUUCCCCCCUAUUUUAUGAUGUUUUGUCUAUUCUCACCAAACUUCCUCAAACUUAUGAAACACAUUUAAAUUUGACUUUGGAGUGGAUGUUUUAAUAAUGCACUUGUCCUUGUCUUUGAUUUUUAAUAAUGCAUUUGUCCUUGUCUUUGAUAUAUAUAUAGGUGACGAGAACAUAAUCCCCUUAAUCUUACUCUCAUUCUCUUAAAACCCUCUCUCUCCUUCCUUCACUUGUUGUGUCUUGCCCUGUACAUUGUGUAAACUAAACCUCUGUUCUCUCUCUGUUUCAGUGGGAGAUAGUCCAGACAGUGGUGAAUGGCUCCCUCCUCUACACUUACAGUGUGUGUAACAUCGACGCGGGUGAGCAGGACAACUGGCUGCGAACCACCUUCAUCCAGGGGCGCCCAGGGACCACCCGCGUCUCUGUGGAGCUCCACUUCGUCGUGCGGGACUGCAACACCUUCGACGGCGCCUCGCUCGCCUGUAAAGAGACCUUCAACCUGCACAUGUUCGAGGCCGAUGCCGACGUGGGCACCAGCUUCCAUAAGGGCCAGUUCCGCAAAGUGGCCACCAUCGCGCCGGAUGAAAUCACACGGGGCCGCGGUGCGCUGAAGGUAAACGUGGAGACACGGACAGUGGGCCCUCUGUCCAAGAAGGGCUUCUACCUGGCCUUCCAGGACAUGGGAGCGUGUGUGGCACUGCUCUCGGUGAGGGUGUACUAUAAGACGUGUCCGUCCACCGUGCAGAGCCUGGCCGCCUUUCCAGAGACGGUGGCAGAUGCCCUGAGGGAGGUGGAGGGAACAUGUGUGGAGAACGCUGUGAGCCAGGCCACCCCACGCAUCUACUGCACCGCUGAGGGAGAGUGGGUGGUUCCUGUGGGACAGUGCCAAUGCCGCGCAGGCUAUGAAGCUGUCGGAGACUCCUGCCAAGGUAAGACUACAGCCAGGCUUCACAUAAUGCAUCUUCCUGCACAUCCCAACCCCCUACCUGUUGGAAUGUUGGGUGUUAGUUUUCAACAGCAGCUGUAUUUACAGAAGCGCAAGGCCUAACCACCACCCUGGCUGGGUUUGAGAAAUGACUGCACACAGUGCACAGGAAUGUUAAUUGUGAUUUCAAACACCUCACAGACAUGAAUGUUAAUUGUGAUUUCAUACACCUCACAGACAUGAAUGUUAAUUGUGAUUUCAAACACCUCACAGACAUGAAUGUUAAUUGUGAUUUCAAACAUCUCACAAACAAAAAUAAAAAGCAGUGCAUUUUUCUGGCGAACUAGGUCAGGUGUAGAAGGAUUUACAGGAAUGAAUGUAGAGAAAACAGUGAAAGGUAUUUGGACAUGUUUUUCUUUGUUUUGACAGCAAUAAUACCGGCAGAGGUUUAGGAUUGUCACACUAUUUCCAAACAUAAUAUUCGAGAGGGACUGUGUGUGGGAGAAUGUGGCAGAGGUACAAGGCAUAAGGGACGUUUGGGGAAGUUUUGACUGCUGUAAAGAGCACUCGUGGUCAUGAAUCAUCCUACCUGUUAGUGUUGGCCAACAUCUUCUUUCCACUGUGUUUGUCUCUAAGGACUUAGAGUGCUCUUUAGGGUGGGGUGAGGAGGAUACUGUUUUAUGGACAAGGAAAAAUGUAAGAGGGAAAUCUGUUAUAGACAAUAGGGGCAUGAGGCUUAAAAGGUUGUCGUUUAAGGAGGAAUGUUGGGAGGGAGGAACAUUACAUGACUGUAUGCUCAGUGAACUGUGGGGAUUUCUGAAAGGAAUUCGUUUGCCCUCACGUCUCCUCCCGUACUGAUUGGCUAAGGAGAGCUGUGUGACUUGAUGUGCCGACUGAAGAGUACCUUAGCAGUGUGUUUUCUCCACACAGCUAUUUGUGUAGCCAUGGCUGCGGCGAACCACAGAUUACAGGAACUGUGCUGUCACGCCCAUCUCAGUCAGGAACUUUAUACUGAGUCAGUCUUUGGUUUAGGACGGGACAAGAGGCUCCCUUGUUGAAGCCAGAGAUCCUGGUCACAUUGGGUGGUAUAACUACUUGGAUUGUAUCCCUUUGACUCCCUAUUACAGUAGAAUAUAGGCCAAUAGGCUAGGUAACCAGGUUAACUCAUAGAUCUAUGGAUUUCACAUGACUGGGCAGGAGCGCAGUCAUGGGUGGGCCUGGGAGGGCAAUGGCCCACCCACUUGGAGACAAUAAAAGGCCACUCUAAAAUGUGCCGUUUUUUCGCCCAAACAAUGCCACAGAUGUCUCAAGUUUUGAGGGAGCUUGCAAUUGGCAUGCUGACUGCAGGAAUGUCCACCAGAGCUUUUGGUAGAUAAUUUAAUGUUCAUUUCUCUACCAUAAGCCGCCUCCAACGUCAUUUUAGAGAAUUUGGCAGUACGUCCAACCAGCCUCACAACCGCAGACCACGUGUAACCACGCCAGCCCAGGACCUCUACAUCCGGCUUCUUCACCUGCAGGAUCGUCUGAGACCAGCUGAUGAAACUGAGGAGUAUUUCUGUCUGUAAUAAACUCAUUCUGAUUGGCUGGGCCUGGCUCCCCAGUGGGUGGGUCUGGCUCCCAAGUGGGUGGGCCUAUGCCCUCCCAGGCCCACCCAUUGGCCAAAUUCGGCCCACAGGCCGCCAGUUGGGGAACCCUGUCAUAGAUUGUCAUGUUGUUACCUUACUACAAUAAAAAUACGUUUACAUUUAUUUUAACAUUGAGAAAGUAUUCCACCAUAACAUAGCUCCAAGCCUGAGGAAGAGUACCUCAAAGGGUCUGAUAGUUCCAAGCGAAGGGGGAAGGCCAAGCUCAGGAAUGUUCCAUGUCCAGGACAAUUGGCAUAAGCAUCUGUCAGUGCUGCUGUGAAUUGCAUCACAAGAGACAUGUCAAACAGAAGAUGUAUAAAAAAAAUACAUUAUUGCUGCAAUUUCAAUGUUGUUUGAGUUGCUUUGUGUAUCACCACAUUUGCUUGAGAUGAUUUUACUGCAACACUGCUCACUGCAUCCAAGUUUCUUGACAUAGGCAUUUCAAAGAGCUGUCAGUCAAGGCGAGCUCAUGAAUAUAAGCUCCCCGCCCACUCAGCCUGUCUAGUCAAACUUCCUAGUAGUUAGCCAUGAGAGAAAAAAAUAAAUAAUUCUCAAACAUUUUAGCAUUUCGACCCCCAAAAAAUAUUGUGGGUGAUAUUUUAGUAAUUCAAACGACCAUUUUACAUGGGAAUCAGAAUUACUAUUUGGGACCUUUUAAAUUUUUUAUUUUUUUAAACGAGGACAAAGGCAGAAAAGACCCAAACAGGUUGACAUGACAAACUUGUUCAGUUCAUUAUUAUACUGAUUUCUGACACUGAGUCAUAUCCUACUUCUCUGUGUAGUCAAGCAGAAACACGUUCCUGUCAAUGGCAAGGGAUUUAUGGGAUAUCACUAAAGGUCCAGAGAAUAUCUGCUGGGAACGAGGAAUUAAAGGGGAAUAUUGGGCCAGGCUGACUCAAAUAAGAUGGUUGUCUGUGACUCAGUGUGAAGUCAUGAGGGAGGGGAGUUGGUGGUUAGUGGACAGUUGACGGGCGCAUGAGAGGUUGGUUAGUUAGAUGCGUGGAACCGCCAGGUACUUAGUUAAUUUAGUCAAGAGGCUUAGUGUGGAGUAAGAGGGCAGCUUUUCGCGAAUGAUAUGCCCUGCUUCACUCCUCUUUGCUCUUUCAUCCGGUCAUUAACACACGCAAUGAGCUCCCUAAUCCUUGUUCCCACUCAUUAGAACAAUGGGCCGACACAGAGAUCAAAACACAGAUUAAAUGAACAGAUGCAUUACUGCCACCACCACUCCAUUCAUUCAUAAAGAGCACCGCCGUGUCGAAAGGGACCGACCAGGACAAUGUGAGGCAUUAUUUCAGUCCAAGGUCCCACUUUCAGUCAAAAAAAUUUUUAUUUCCUUAGUUUGUAAGAAUAUUAAAAAAAAAAUAUCUUACCGAUUCAUCAAUAACAAACAACCACAUUAAUGUGUAAUAUUUGUCAAAUAAUUUUUUUGUCUUCUAAAGUUUCACUCACUGAAAUUCAAACAUUAUCAGGGUGAUCUUGAAAGAUUGCUGUCAUGUCACUGAUAUAUGCAGUGCACAUGCCACCAUUUUAGGGCUCUAAUGACUAAAUGCAACAUAUUUUAUGGAACCACUCAGUCCAAUCCCAAUCACAAUAGAUGAAAAGGGGUGGGGGUGCUUUGAUAUGUGGCAGGAGUCCUGCUGCUCGUUCUCCAGAUGAAACAGGCUGGCCUCCUUUUUUUAUGCGUGAGGAGCCUUAUACACCCCCACACUCCCAGAGUGAUUCCCCAGAGAGAACUUCUGUUGGUACUUUAGACCCUAACCCAUCCCCCCAUCCAUCCAUCCAUCCAUCCAUCCAUCCAUCUAUUCUUCUCAAUCCCCCCUACUCAAACUCAAAACUCAUCUCCAUUGUUCUAUUGUGGGGCUGGUUGUAACGCAGAGGUCCUUCUGCCAUGGUGGUUAAGUCACCGGCAGAUCCCUCUUGUCCAUCACAGGUCACCCUCUUCACUAUCGAGGCCUGAUGAAAGACUGAUCCCCUGGGGAGACAUUAGAACAAAGGGCGAGAGAGAGGAGAUCGCUUCUUAAAGUAAACAGUCUUCAUUCCCAUCGAUCCUCCUUUAAAAGAUGGUAUUGAUUUAGGCUCCUUCAACACGGUCGGUCAACAACAUCUCCCCUCUAGCAGUUCUACUUCCUCCAGACUUCCACUCCCUUGCUCCAUCCUUGCGCGUUGUCAUUUGCCACCAGAGGAAGGGAGGAAGGAAGGAAGCAAAGUUUCAGACUUGCAAUCCUUGCAUCCUGGUUUAUGUCCAAUACAAACACACACACACACACACACUAACCCCACAAGUUCCGGAAUGGAAGGUAAAUUUUUUCUUUAUAUCCUACAGGUCAAUUGAAUAUCCUCAGCAGUAACCAUGUUGGUAUUUCCGUUAGGCUCCUCAAACAAUAGCCACAUCAGCAUUCACAGUGCUGAUUUUAGAGUUCAAAAGGGAAAGGUUGUACAGAGGGAUCAUCUGCUGUGUUGAGUGUUUCCAUGGCAUCCGGUUGACUGUCAGUGCAACUUGAGAAUGGAACUUGAGGCGAAAAGGACAAGUGGAGGCAAAUCAUCCGGAAAAUCCCAUUCCAUUCUGUUUAAAUACAAAGCCUCAGUGAUUACAGUUUAACCACAGCCUGAGUUUCCUGACAAGCCCCAGGGGACUGACAGAGAUAAUGUUUUAAUGUAUUGUAACUCAAUCACACACUCUUUCCCUAGUGUACGUGUGAAUACUAAUAAUACUAUAACUAAUAAGCAUCUUCCUGUUUCUUUCAGCGUGUAUGCCAGGCUCCUUUAAAGACUCUGUGUCCAGUGAGUCCUGUGAGGUUUGUCCUGAGAAUACUGAGCCAUCCACAGCCGGCGCCCUCCUGUGUCCAUGUAUGGAGGGAUUCUACCGCUCCCCAUCAGACCCUCUUAUGUCAGCCUGCUCUGGUAAGAACCAUGGCCAGAUAGUCGGCUACAGCCAGGCCUAUCACUAACAAAGGGUUAGCCAAUUCUACAGCCAUUCCUUAUUUUAUCAUGUGUCCUCAUAGGCUAUACUCAUAGGCUAUACUCAUAGACUAUACUCAUAGGCUAUACUCAUAGGCUAUACUGUCUUUAUGUCAUCAUCAUUGUUGAUAGAGGGAUCUGAGCAUUGUUCAUCUGGUGUAUUAACAUUUGGAAUGUCUCAUAAUAACUCUGUCUACUUUCUGCCUCCUCCUUUAGCCCUGCCCAGCGCCCCUCGUGACCUGGCCUCCACCACUCUGUCAGUGGAGGGCAGGCUGCAGCUGUCCUGGAGCCCCCCACUGGUGACAGGAGGCCGCCGGGACAUCUGCUACAGCGUGGUGUGUGAGCGCUGUGCCGGGGCCCUGUGCGUGCCCUGUGGGGAGAAGGUCCGCUUCGAUCCCGGCCCCAUGGAUCUCCAGGAUCCUGUGGUAACUGUCAGCGAGCUGGAGCCUCACCUCAACUACACGUUCACUGUAGAGGCCCGCAGCGGAGUGUCCCAGUACAGCAGGCAGAGAGCCAGCAGCACCAUCACCACCGCUCUGCACUUCACUGAUCCCCCCAAGGUGACGUCCAUCCGUCUGGACGAGCGGAGCCCCACCAGCCUGUCUCUGUCCUGGGCUCUGUCCCGCCGAGCACCAUACCAUAUCAGCCACCGCUACGAACUCAUGUACCGCAGGAAGGUAAGACAGACAACAACACCACCCUCUCUCUUCUAUCUCUCCAUGUCAGUCCCACAUUAAACACAACAUAUAUAUAAUAGUAUUAGUAUAUCUCUAUAGUGAACCCCCUCUCAGUGCUCCUCUCUCUCUCUCUCUGUCCUGUGCAGGAGGACGACAGUGAGCGUGAUGUCACUACAUACACGGUCCUGGUUCUGGAGAAGAGUACGGUGCAGAUCAGUGACCUCUCCCCUGACACGGCCUACGUGUUCAGAGUCCAGGCUCUCAGCCCUGAGGGAAACCCAGGGGGAUACAGCAUGAAGCAUGAGUUCAAGACCUUGCCCAUUGGUAAGUGUGGCCCUAGAAACUGGAGACACCACACUAUGUUUGUCUCUAAUAUCCAGGCAAGACGUUUUAAAAUGUGAGUGUAUUGUGAUCUAACUGUGUUGUCUGGUUGUGUUUCAGCAGAGUCUCAGGUCCAGAACAACUCCACAGUGGUUAUGGGAGCUGUAGUAGGAGGAGGAAUCAUGUUGCUCGUCGUUGUAGUCAUUCUACUGCUGCACAAACGGUUAGAACACACUGAUCCUAUCAUAUCCCUCUGUCCUAAGAUGUAGUUCACAUUUGGUAUUUCAUUACAUUUCCAUUUUAGUCAUUUAGCAGACGCUCUUAUCCAGAGCGACUUACAGUUAGUGCAUUCAUCUUAAGAUAACUAGGUGGGACAGCCACAUACUGUAUCUCAGUCAUAGUAAGUAAAGGUUUUCUUAAUAAAGUAGCUAUCAGCAAAGUCAGUGCUAGUAAGGGGGGGAAAGGUCAAGCGCGAGUGUUCAUAGACAAAAUGCAAUUUUUUGUAUUUUUUAUAUUAGUAUUUUUUUAUAUUUGUUUAUAUUUUUGUGUGUGUGUGGGGGGGGGGGGGGGGGGGGGGGGGGGUGCUGUGGGUUUAUUACGGGUGGGUCACAGGCCCGAGCUGAUUGAGAUUGUAAUGCCAUGUCAUCUCUAAGAGGGUUUUAUCAGUAACAGCCAGAGUAGCUGUUAAAACCUGUAACUGCAGCUGACAGGGUCUGUGGUGAAGAUGAUGCAGGCCUUACUGAUACGGCAGCCUGCCUGUGAUCAAGUGGGUUUUAAAAGCAUCAUGAACACUGUUCAACCCAGAGAGGGCACCAAAAAAAAGGGAAUCUACGUGUCUCUAGCAAAACUGGUCUAGUCACCACAGGAAACAGGUUUAUGGGUCUCCAUGCUAUUUAGUUAAAGUAACUGCCCAGUGUUUCCAGAUUUCUAUAAAAUACUUACUUAGGGAAAUAGUUUUCCUUCCAAUAGUUUUAAAAUUAAGUAUGUUAAAAAGCAGCUCUGUGUUGGAAUGGUGUGGGUGUACCCCAACAACAGAAUGUUGUGGACGUAUACCAGUCAUUAAAAAUAUUAAUGCAAGUUGUCUGGACCUAUGGCAGUCUCUAUGGGGGUGCCACAGGGUUCAAUUCUUGGGCCGACUCUUUUCUCUGUGUAUAUCAAUGAUGUUGCUCUUGCUGCUGGUGACUCUCAGAUCCACCUCUACGCAGACGACACCAUUUUGUAUACAUCUGGCCCUUCAUUGGACACUGUGUUAACAAACCUCCAAACGAGCUUCAAUGCCAUACAACACUCCUUCCGUAGCCUCCAACUACUCUUAAACACAAGUAAAACUAAAUGCAUGCUCUUCAAUCGAACGCUGCUGGCACCCGCCCACCCGACUAGAAUCACUACUCUCGACGGGUCUGGCCUAGAGUAUGUGGACAACUACAAAUACCUAGGUGUCUGGUUAGACUGUAAACUCCUUCCAGACUCACAUUAAGCAUCUCCAAUCCAAAGUUAAAUCUAGAAUCGGCUUCCGAUUUCGCAUCAAAGCCUCCUUCACUCAUGCUGCCAAACAUGCCCUUGUAAAAUUGACUAUCCUACCGAUCCUUGACUUUGGCGAUGUCAAUUACAAAAUAGCCUCCAACACUCUACUCAGCAAAUUGGAUGUAGUCUAUCACAGUGCCAUCCGUUUUGUCACCAAAGCCCCAUAUACUACCCACCACUGUGACCUGUACGCUCUUGUUGGCUGGUCCUCACUACAUAUUCGUCGCCAAACCCACUGGCUCCAGGCCAUCUAUAAAUCACUGCUAGGCAAAUCCCCGCCUUAUCUUAGCUCAUUGGUCACCAUAGCAACACCAACCCGUAGUAUGCGCUCCAGCAGGUAUAUCUCACUGGUCAUCCCCAAAGCCAACACCUCCUUUGGCCGCCAUUCCUUCCAGAUCUCUGCUGCCAAUGACUGGAACGAACUGCAAAAAUCUCUGAAGCUGGAGACUCUUAUCUCCCUCACUAACUUUAAGCAUCAGUUGUCAGAGCACCUUACCGAUCACUGUAAUUAGCCCACCCAACUACCUCAUCCCCAUAUUGUUAUUUAUUUAGCUCAUUUGCACCCCAGUAUCUCUAUUUGCACAUCAUCUCUUGCACAUCUAUCAUUCCAGUGUUAAUACUAAUUGUAAUUAUUUUGCACUAUGGCCUAUUUAUUGCCUUACCUCCAUAACAUGCUACAUUUGCACACACUAUAUAUAUUUUCUGUUGUAUUUUUGACUUUAUGUUUUGUUUUACCCCAUAUGUAACUCUGUGUUGUUGUUUUUAUCGCACUGCUUUGCUUUAUCUUGGCCAGGUCGCAGUUGUAAAUGAGAACUUGUUCUCAACUGGCUUACCUGGUUAAAUAAAGGUUAAAUAAAAAAAUAAAAAAAGACCGCUGAUUGGCCAGCUCAUCCUCCUCAGGGAGAUGACAUCAUGUUCUAUGAGGAAAUAGCAAGCAUUUUUUAAACAAUCUGUUUGAGAUACAGGUUUAAGGUGUGGUUUUUGACGUUUUUUCUUCUCCAAUUUAUGCUUUGGCCACAAAUACGAGUAUAGGACGAGUCAACAACAUUAUCUGGAUAUGAGUUAACAGAAUAUUAACUUUUAAAAGUUAGAUUUUCACUGUGCAGUUUAAUGAUGCCUUACAUAAUAAGAAUGUCUUAACAUUGCAUUUUGUCUGGCCAAUCCUAAUAGUGACUGUGCUUCCUAACAGGAGAAUGAACUACCGUCAUAGACAGGGAUCAGAGGACCCCUACUUCUCCAGCACAGGUAGGAAUCACAGCAUCCAAGAAAUACACUACAUGACCAAAAGUAUGUGGACACCUGCUCGUCGAACAUCUCAUUCCAAAAUCAUGGGCAUUAGUAUGGAGUUGGUCCCACUUUGCUGCUAUAACAGCCUCCGUUCUUCUGGGAAGGCUUUCCACUAGAUGUUGGAACAUUGAUGCAGGAACUUGCUUCCAUUCAGCCACAAGAGCAUUAUUGAGGUCGGGCACUGAUGUUGAGCGAUUAGGCCUGGCUCGCGGUCUGCGUUCCAAUUCAUCCCAAAGGUAUUAGAUGAGAUUGAGGUCAGGGCUUUGUGCAGGCCAGUCAAGUUCUUCCACACGAUCUCGACAAACCAUUUCUGUAUGGACCUCGCUCUGUGCACAGGGGCAUUGUCAUGCUGAAACAGGAAAGGGCCUUUCCCAAACUGUUGCCACAAAGUUGGAAGCACAGACUCGUCUAGAAUGUCAUUGUAUGCUGUAGCGUUAAGAUUUCCCUUCACUGGAACUAAGGGGCCUAGCCUGAACCAUGAAAAACAGCCCCAGGCCAUUAUUCCUCCUCCACCAAACUUUACAGUUGGCACUAUGCAGUAGGGCAGGUAGCGUUCUCCUGGCAUCCGCCAAACGCAGAUUCAUCCGUCGGACUGCCAGAUGAUCCAUCACUCCAGAGAACGAGUUUCCACAGCUCCAGAGUCCAAUGGCGACGAGCUUUACACCACUCCAGCCAACGCUUGGCAUUGCGCAUGGUGAUCUUAGGCUUGUAGCUCCCGGCUAACAGUUAUUUUGCUGACAUUGCUCCCACAGGCAGUUUGGAACUUGGUAGCGAGUGAUGCAACCGAGGACAGACGAUUUUUACGCGCUUCAGCACUCGGCCAUCCCAUUCUGUGAGCUUGUGUGGCUGAGCCGUUGUUGCUCCUAGACGUUUCCACUUCACAAUAACAGCACUUACAGUUGACCGGGGCAGCUCUAGCAGGGGAGAAAUUUGACGAACUGACUUGUCUAUGGAGAUUGCAUGGCUGUGUGCUUGAUUUUAUGCACCUGUCAGCUGAAAUAGCCAAAUCCACUAAUUUGAAGUGGUGUCCACAUACUUUUUUAUAUAUAGUGUAUGUCCCUCUAUUACAACAGCGAUGUGCCUUACCAAAGAGAUUAUCUCCCAUCUUCAAUUUCCUCCUUGACUAAUUGUCUUUCACACUUCCUCAGAUCAACUGAAGCCCCUGAAGACCUACAUUGACCCGCACAUGUACGAAGACCCCAACACGGCUAUCCUGAAGUUUGCCAGCGAGAUUCAUCCCAGUCUUGUCACUAAGCAAAAAGUCAUCGGAGCAGGUAAAUGUCAAACCAGUUUACAGUAAUAUUUAGAACAAAUCUCUCUGAUCCCCUCCCCCAAGAAGAAUGUUGCUAUAUUAAUAUGAUUCUCUCUGUGUGUGUUUCUGUUUCACAGGAGAGUUUGGGGAAGUGUACCGUGGUGUGAUGAAGGCUCCAAGGAGAGGAGAGGUAGCGGUGGCCAUCAAGACAUUGAAGCCAGGCUACACAGAGAAGCAGAAGCAGGAUUUCCUGAGUGAAGCUAGCAUCAUGGGCCAGUUUUCCCACCAGAACAUAAUCCGCCUGGAGGGAGUCAUCACCAAGUGUGAGUUCCUGCUCUCAGACAGUCUGCGUCCCAAAUGGCACCCUAUUCCCAAUGUAGUGCACUACUUUUGACCCGAGACCUAUUGUCAAAAGUAGUGCACUAAAGGGAAUAUGAUGCCAUUUGGAACGUAGCGCUGAGUGACUACUGAUUGAUCCUCUACUGAUUCACUGAAUAGAAAUGUACAGUGGGGAAAAAAGUAUUUAGUCAGCCACCAAUUGUGCAAGUUCUCCCACUUAAAAAGAUGAGAGAGGCCUGUAAUUUUCAUCAUAGGUACACGUCAACUAGAUUUUUUUUCUCCAGAAAAUCACAUUGUAGGAUUUUUUAUGAAUUUAUUUGCAAAUUAUGGUGGAAAAUAAGUAUUUGGUCACCUACAAACAAGCAAGAUUUCUGGCUCUCACAGACCUGUAACUUCUUCUUUAAGAGGCUCCUCUGUCCUCCACUCGUUACCUGUAUUAAUGGCACCUGUUUGAACUUGUUAUCAGUAUAAAAGACACCUGUCCACAACCUCAAACAGUCACACUCCAAACUCCACUAUGGCCAAGACCAAAGAGCUGUCAAAGGACACCAGAAACAAAAUUGUAGACCUGCACCAGGCUGGGAAGACUGAAUCUGCAAAAGGUAAGCAGCUUGGUUUGAAGAAAUCAACUGUGGGAGCAAUUAUUAGGAAAUGGAAGACAUACAAGACCACUGAUAAUCUCCCUCGAUCUGGGGCUCCACGCAAGAUCUCACCCCGUGGGGUCAAAAUGAUCACAAGAACGGUGAGCAAAAAUCCCAGAACCACACGGGGGGACCUAGUGAAUGACCUGCAGAGAGCUGGGACCAAAGUAACAAAGCCUACCAUCAGUAACACACUACGCCGCCAGGGACUCAAAUCCUGCAGUGCCAGACGUGUCCCCCUGCUUAAGCCAGUACAUGUUCAGGCCCGUCUGAAGUUUGCUAGAGUGCAUUUGGAUGAUCCAGAAGAGGAUUGGGAGAAUAUCAUAUGGUCAGAUGAAACCAAAAUAUAACUUUUUGGUAAAAACUAAACUCGUCGUGUUUGGAGGACAAAGAAUGCUGAGUUGCAUCCAAAGAACACCAUACCUACUGUGAAGCAUGGGGGUGGAAACAUCAUGCUUUGGGGCUGUUUUUCUGCAAAGGGACCAGGACGACUGAUCCGUGUAAAGGAAAGAAUGAAUGGGGCCAUGUAUCGUGAGAUUUUGAGUGAAAACCUCCUUCCAUCAGCAAGGGCAUUGAAGAUGAAACGUGGCUGGGUCUUUCAGCAUGACAAUGAUCCCAAACACACCGCCCGGGCAAUGAAGGAGUGACUUCGUAAGAAGCAUUUCAAGGUCCUGGAGUGGCCUAGCCAGUCUCCAGAUCUCAACCCCAUAGAAAAUCUUUGGAGGGAGUUGAAAGUCCGUGUUGCCCAGCGACAGCCCCAAAACAUCACUGCUCUAGAGGAGAUCUGCAUGGAGGAAUGGGCCAAAAUACCAGCAACAGUGUGUGAAAACCUUGUGAAGACUAACAGAAAACAUUUGACCUGUGUCAUUGCCAACAAAGGGUAUAUAACAAAGUAUUGAGAAACUUUUGUUAUUGACCAAAUACUUAUUUUCCACCAUAAUUUGCAAAUAAAUUCAUUAAAAAUCCUACAAUGUGAUUUUCUGGAUUUUCUUUUCUCAUUUUGUCUGUCAUAGUUGACGUGUACAUAUGAUGAAAAUUACAGGCCUCUCUCAUCUUUUUAAGUGGGAGAACUUGCACAAUUGGUGGCUGACUAAAUACUUUUCCCCCCACUGUAUUAGUUAUUAUGAAGUUAUUUGCCUUAUCUAGUAACAUCCCCUAUUUCCCAUCUCUACCAUACUGUGCCUCUUUUGUUGACAUGAAGUACUAAAUUUGUCCCUUUUUAUCUUUUUCUUCAAGCAGUCAAACAUGCCAUGAUUGUGACAGAAUACAUGGAGAAUGGAGCGCUUGACAACUAUCUAAAGGACCGUGAUGGGGAGAUGUCAUCGUACCAGCUGGUGGGCAUGCUGCGUGGCAUCGCGGCCGGCAUGAAGUACCUUUCUGACAUGAGCUAUGUGCACCGAGACCUGGCUGCCCGCAACGUUCUGGUCAACAGCAAUCUGGACUGCAAGGUGUCUGACUUCGGCCUGUCCCGCGUUCUGGAGGACGAUCCUGAGGGCACCUACACCACCAGCGUGAGUCAAACAUCCAUAGUACUGAUAUUAAUGUAUGGGAACAGUGGGGUAUUACAAUCUACCAUGUGCUAUGCACUUAAUAGCCUUCCCAUGUAUUUACUUUUAAUUGGGUACAAAUGAUUGAUGUUGUUGACAGACCCUCACUCAGCCUCCUAAACCUUUACAUUAGUAAUAGCCAUGCCUCUAGUGAAUACAUUCCCUUCAGUCUCAUUCUUAUGAUUUGUUCUUGUUGCCGUUCCUUCAGGGAGGGAAGAUCCCCAUCCGCUGGACCGCCCCAGAGGCUAUCGCGUACAGGAAGUUCACCUCGGCCAGCGACGUGUGGAGCUUCGGUAUAGUCAUGUGGGAAGUCAUGGCCUUCGGAGAACGACCCUACUGGGACAUGAGCAACCAUGAGGUAUGCCCUACACUUAAUCCGUCACAUUUCCUUCACUCCCUUCUCUGUUUUAUGGAAAUAACAGAGUGCUGUAGGUCUGGAUAAACACAAGGGCUCUGUGAUGCAUCAUCUCUGGGUAUUUAUCCUGGGUGGAGUGUUUAAAACAACCCACUAAGGGCCUCUAAGUCAAAAUAGUUCCCACAGUCCUCUUCACAUAAAACUGUUAGUGCCCACAUGCAUUAACACAAAACAUAUUCUUACAGUCUGUUGGCUUAGGGUCCUUAAGAAUACAGUGGGCUGGAUCAUAAACACCAGAUCUGUGAGAACACAGUCUAAACCCCUCUUCUUCCUCAGGUGAUGAAGGCCAUUAACGAGGCCUUCCGGCUGCCUGCACCCAUGGACUGUCCAUCCACCGUUUACCAGCUGAUGCUGCAGUGUUGGCUGCAGGACCGCUCCAAACGACCUCGCUUCCCAGACAUCGUCAACAUCCUGGACAAACUGCUCCGGAGCCCAGAGUCUCUGAAAACCAUUGCUGACUUUGAUCCCCGGUAAGAUGUGAAUUAAUGAAGCUGAUCUCCCCUGGACUUGACAGUUGAUAUUUUUCACAUACUUUGAAUAUAACGUUUACUUACCAAUCUAUUUCCCCGUUUUUUCUACACAGUGUGUCCAUCCGCCUUCCCAGCACCAGUGGCUGUGACGGCUCCCCCUUCAGGUCUGUGCCGGAAUGGCUGGAGUCCAUCAAGAUGAGCCAGUACACUGAGAGCUUUGCCUGCGCUGGAAUCACAACCAUGGAGCAGGUGCUGGCCAUGAGGCAUGAGUAAGUACUACACACAUGUACAGUAACAAUGCACCAUCCUCACCACAUUACAUGGGCUUAGUAGGGACACUGCCAUGUUUGAACAUACAGUAAGAGUAUUCAGAUCUUUGUUAAGCAUUUGUUGUCCGGUAUGCCACACUCUCAUAUAUGGAAUGCUACACUCUCAUUCACGGAAUGCUGCACUCAUCCACUGCCCCACCCUAAAUAGCACCACUGGCUGUAUCAUGUCCAAGUAGGAAGUUGCAAAUACAAUCAUAUUUUAUCUUCGUGCUACCUAUUGGUUUGAAUGUGAAACAUUUUCCUAACAGCUCCUGUCUCUAUCUUUCGUCUCUCUCAGGGACAUCAGGAACAUUGGCGUGCGGUUACCAGGUCACAUGAAGAGAAUCGCCUACAGCAUCGUUGGACUUAAAGACCAGACCAGCUCUCUCAGUGUUUGCAGUACAGUGUUUGCAGUGUGA
Molecule: messenger RNA, 15443 nt
Organism: Coregonus sp. 'balchen'
Lineage: Eukaryota; Metazoa; Chordata; Actinopteri; Salmoniformes; Salmonidae
Source: the annotation of a GenBank genome assembly